This is a messenger RNA of Vicia villosa (hairy vetch), 4261 nucleotides long. RefSeq lists its product as uncharacterized. The transcript is spliced from 6 exons. Gene Ontology annotation, molecular function: DNA helicase activity. Gene Ontology annotation, biological process: DNA repair; telomere maintenance. Lineage: Eukaryota; Viridiplantae; Streptophyta; Magnoliopsida; Fabales; Fabaceae. The record is from RefSeq and is a predicted model, not a curated record. The annotation marks the transcript as partial.
AUGGAACCUCCACAUUUUUCCAAGGAACAAAGCCCGACUUUCCUGGCUAGAAAGAGAAGAAGACUCAGCUUGAUCACAAAGAAAAACAACUCCACCAAUGUUAAUUCCUCCCAAUCCCCUCAUCAGCAUCUCACACCCAUUCCAAAUUCCGUGACAUUUGAAAAUACUGUCAAUACACCUCCUACAUCAACCCAACACCAAUGUCCUAUUUCAACUAACCAUCGAAUGACCAACAUCCUUCCUAUUCACCUUGCCAAUAAGGAAAAUGUUUACCCUUAUUUCAGAAAAAACCCAACAACUACUCCCAUUCCAACUACGCCUUCCAUGGAAUAUACACCUUUUCCCACAACUACAUCAAAAUCGUCUCACCCAGCUUCUUCAAGUCGUCCUCUGAAAAGAAAUAACACUCUUAAGACACCCUGCUUUACUCUUCCACUUAGACAAAAUCUUAUUAACAGCUUCAAUCAAACCAUUCUUCCUCAUAAACCAAUUGUUAAUGCACCUUUCAACCUUCAGACAACAUCCCAAACUAUUUUGUCCCAGAGCCCACAUUAUGCUUUUUAUACAAAUUUGGGUUCUAUUGAUUACUCAAAUGAUGAUACCUGCAGCCAAACUGAUUCGGACAACGCUAUGGAGCCCAAUUCGGAUUCAGAUGAAGAUCAAACUGAAGUUCCUAUACCGAAUUCCCAUGAUGAAGUAUACUCUGAUAUUGGAGAUCCUGUAUGGGAGUGCACACACUGUGGUGCCUAUAUGUGGUAUCAGGAGCGUAAAGGGAACUCAAGACAUACAACUAUACCAAAGUUCAGUUUAUGUUGUAAGGGAGGAAAAAUUGUUGCACCAUUAUUGGUAACACCACCACCACUUCUUAACACUCUUCUGUUCGAUCCCAAUUUGAAAGAUGCAAAUAAUUUCCAAAACAACAUACGAACCUACAAUGCAAUGUUUUCGUUUACAUCCCCUGGAAUGAAGUUUGACACUUCCAUCAACGAAGGCGGAGGUCCUCCAACAUUACGACUGCACGGACAAACAUGCCACAGAAUCGGAAGUUUGCUUCCUGAACAAGGACAAAUACCAAAAUAUGCUCAACUAUAUAUUUUUGAUACGGACAAUGAAGUUAACAACAUAAUCAAAUGUUUCAAGGACAGCAAAAAUGUGGACAGGUCUAUUGUAACUAAGUUAAAGUUGAUGUUAGAUGAAUAUAAUCCCCAUGCCAAAGCUUUUAGAAUGGCAAGGGAUAUGAUGAAACAAACAGGUUUUCAAGAUCUUAAACUGAAACUUAUUUCGGAAAGAUCUUCCGACGGUCGUGUCUAUAACCAUCCAACUGUGUCGGAAGUUGCUGCUCUUAUCGUUGGUGACGUGGACACCGCAUCUAAGAGAGACAUCGUUGUUCAACAUCGUGAUGGUCAUCUACAACGGAUAGAUGAGUUUCAUUCAGCUUAUCUAUCCUAUCAAUAUCCGAUGAUAUUUCCAUACGAAGAAGAUGGAUACAGAGAUAAUAUACUACAUAAGUUUAAACAUGAAAAGCAGGUUACCAAGCAAAAUCGUCAAACUAUCAAAGAUUGGCUAUGUUUCCGAUUGCAAGAACGAAAAAAUGAGGCGAGGACACUUCUGCACUCAAGGAGACUAUUUCAACAGUUUUUAGUGGAUGGAUAUACAAUGAUGGAAUCAGAACGACUUAACUGGUUGAGAAAAAAUCAAUCCAAGCUAAGAGUUGGGAAAUAUACAAGGAUUAAUGAACAAUGUGAAAGCAGUCAGCAGCAAGCGCAUUCUAAAACUGGCAGAAGAGUUGUCUUACCAUCCUCAUUUGUAGGUAGCAAGAGAUAUAUGGAUCAAUUGUAUUUUGAUGGAAUGGCUAUUUCCAGUGCAAUUGGUUUCCCUGAUUUAUUUAUAACAUUUACCUGCAAUCCUAAAUGGCCUGAGAUUACACGUCACCUAUCCAAAAGGAAUUUAAACCCAGCUGAUCGUCCGGACAUAGUUUCAAAGGUCUUCAAAAUGAAGUUUGACGAACUUAUGGUUGACAUAACAAAGCGACAUGUUCUUGGAAAAGUGCUGGCAUACAUCUACACUAUAGAAUUCCAAAAAAGAGGAUUGCCACAUGCUCAUAUUCUCAUUUUUUUACAUCCACAAAGCAAGUACCCAACCCCACCUGAUAUUGACAACAUAAUUUCAGCGGAGAUACCGGAUCCCCAACUGCAUCCUAGGCUGUAUCAGUUAGUUAAGACACAGAUGAUGCAUGGUCCAUGUGGUCUUGCUCGACCGAAAUGUCCCUGCAUGAAAAAUGGCAGAUGUUCAAAGUUUUUCCCUAAAAAGUUCAGUGAAACUACCAUUGUUGAUCAUGAUGGUUACCCGGUUUACAAGAGAAGUUCACAAACUUUUACCGUUACUAAAAACGGUAUUACCUUGGACAACAGAUCUGUGGUUCCCUAUAAUACCAGGUUACUUCUUAAAUAUGAUGCUCACAUCAACAUGGAGUGGUGUAACCAAAGCACCUCAAUCAAAUACCUCUUCAAAUACAUUCACAAGGGUUACGACCGAAUCACUGCAUCUGUUUCGCGAUCAAGAACAUCAUGCAAUAAUGCUGAGAAGGUAAUUGAUGAGAUUAAAGAAUACCUUGAUUGUAGAUACGUAUCACCAGCUGAGGCAUGUUGGCGGCUAUUUUCUUACAAGAUUCAUGGAAGGAAACCGGCUGUUGAACGUAUGUUCUAUUAUCUUAUCGGUGAGAAGCCAUUGUACUACACUGAUUUUGAAAGGAUGGAAAAUGUUUUGGAAAAAGCAAGUAUAACUGAAUCUAUGUUUACUUCGUGGUUACUCGCAAAUGAUCGGUAUGAGGAAGCACAACAAUUGACAUAUGGGCAGUUUGUUUCUAAGUUUGUAUAUGUCAAGAAAACGCGCUCAUGGAAACCAAGGAAAAAAGGUUUUACAAUUGGAAGGCUCAUUUGGGUUCCACCAACAACCGGGGAACUCUAUUAUCUAAGGAUGAUGCUAACAGUGGUGAAAGGACCAAAAACUUAUGAAGAUAUUUGUAAGGUCGGAGACAGACAAUACGACUCAUUUAGGGACGCAUGCUUCGCAAUGGGUUUCCUGGAAGAUGAUAGAGAAUAUAUAGGUGCUAUUAAAGAGGCCAGCCACUGGGGAUCCAGACAUUUCUUGCACAAAUUAUUUGUUGUUAUGCUACUUUCUGGGACUGUCAACAGACCAGCAAAUGUAUGGAAGAAAACAUGGAUUCUGCUUUCAGAUGCUUUGGUGCUAACUGAAGAACAAACAAAGAUGUUGACGUUAAUUGAAAUCGAAAUCCUGCUGCAAGCAAAUCGCAGGAGUCUUAAAGAUUUCAAGCCUAUACCAUAUCCAGAUGAUUAUGUGCUGCAACAACUGGGAAACCGAUUGAUCUAUGAAGAGAGAAAUUAUGACAUCGAUCUUAUGAGGUCACAGUACCAUAAUCUUUUCACUGCUCUGACAGGUGGGGUAUUUUUCUUACAUGGAUACGGAGGCACUGGAAAAACUUACAUGUGGAAGACACUUGCAACUGCUAUGCGGUGUAAACAUCGAAUUGUUUUAAUAGUAGCUUCGAGUGGAAUAGCAUCAUUAUUAUUACCUGGAGGCAGAACUGCUCAUUCUAAAUUCAAAUUGCCUGUGCCCACAUUGGAAAACUCUACCUGCAAUAUUGAAUAUAAUGAUGAAUACGGACAGUUACUUGGAGAAACAGAUUUGAUCAUUUGGGAUGAGGCCCCUAUGGCAAGCAAAUAUUGUUUUGAAGCACUUGACAAGACAUUAAAGGAUGUUAUGAGUACUGAUAGAAACUCUGAGGUUAUUUUUGGUGGAAAGGUAGUAGUAUUUGGUGGAGAUUUUAGACAAAUCUUGCAUUUUAUUCCUAGGGGUAGUAGAUCCGAUAUUGUUCACGCUACUAUAAAUGUGUCUUAUAUAUGGCACUCAUGUCAGGUUUUGACUUUAACCAAAAAUAUGCGUUUGAAGGGUGGUCGGACUGAUGUGGAAACAAAAGAAAUUGAUCAGUUUUCAAAAUGGCUAUUGAAAUUGGGUGAAGGGCGACUUUGUGAGCCUAACGAUGGUCAUGCUGAAAUUGACAUUCCACGUGAUAUGUUAAUAGAACAGUUUGAUGAUCCUAUUGUUUCAAUUGUUGACAGUACCUGCCCUGCUUUUUUGGAUAACUUUAGAUCUUACGAUUACUUGAAAAGUCGGGCUAUAUUGGCAUCAACAAUUGAAGUUGUUGAACAAAUUAAUAAUCAUGUUCUAAACAUGAUGCCAG